Molecule: messenger RNA, 2242 nt
Organism: Musca domestica (house fly)
Lineage: Eukaryota; Metazoa; Arthropoda; Insecta; Diptera; Muscidae
Exons: 7
Coding region: 404-2167 (587 amino acids)
Source: RefSeq, a predicted model, not a curated record
GGGAAAAAUCCCGUUGCGAAAUCAAGCACGUAUGUUGUCAUUUUCGCAACGACCCGUUGUUAUAUUUUUCAACAACGGCUGUUGGUGAAUUGUGCACGAACGUGCUCAAAUUGACACCGAGACGUGGUCAACUUUCGGUACCAACAACAGCCGUGCUUAAUUUGUCCACCGAUGUGCUCAAAAUGACAACUUUGCGUUUUUAAUAUUGGUAAUUGCAGCCGAUUACACACGAGUAAAAAAUGACAACGGUGGUGCAUGAUUCACACACUGUCGUUGUCAAUAUGACACCGGUCGUGUAUGAAUUAUGCACCACCACCUGCAUAAUGAUGCACCACCGUUGUUACUUUGUACACCGACGUGCAUGAAUCGUACACGAUCGUUGCCAUUUUAGGAACUACCGUGUAUGAAUCAUGCACCACCGUUGUCAUUUUUUUUACUCGUGUGCAAUCGGCUGCAUAUUUACCAUUUUUUCCGUGUUAUUGAAAGAGAAAGGACGCAUUGUGCAAAAAAUUUAUUGAAAAUGAAUAAUAAUUCGCAAGAUCCUCAAAAUAUCAUUGGUGAGUUGUUAGAAAUCGAUGGCAAUAUUGUUGUGGUUCGCGAUACAAACCAUUGCAGCAGUCAAGAUGCGGAAAACAAUGAGGACGAUUAUAUGUUAAGGGAGUUCUUAAAAGGAAUAAAUAUGGAGUCGCUUUUUGAACAAUUAAAAGCAUCACAUGUAACAUUUCGCAGUUUGCAGUACUUGAAAAAAGAAGAUUUAAAGGAAGCAGUGCCACCAUUGGGACUGCGAGUUGAAUUCAGAGAAAAGCUCUUUGCUUGGAAAAAACGAAAGCUCGGGAUUGAUGACGAAACUAUGUCAGUUCCAUCUAAAAUAGGUGAAUGGUGGAAACGCAACGAGACACCUGCAAGUACUCCUGGUACUCCCGACACUACAGGUUCGAACUGCUCAAAAGCCAAAGGAAUUUUGUCAGAGGAUCUAACGGAAUUGUUAACACAUACCUCGAAGGGGAAACUGGCGCUUGAAUGUAGUAGCGUUAAUAAGAAAUUAAGUGACGAGCAAAGAGAUGAUAUAAUUAAUAUAAUUAUUGAAGAUAUUUUAACCAACAAUGUUACUCUUUACACUCAAGACUAUAUGCGCAUAUUGGAUGAAAUUUGUUCCGUUUUUCCUCUUGAAAACGAAAUGAGGGAUUAUUAUUACAUUUCAAGAAAAGGAAAGAACAACGCAAGCGGAAAACUUUAUGCCAAGUAUAGAAACAAGAAGUCCAAAAGAAUAAAGCUUUUGAUUUCCGAGCCUAGCACAAGCAAAGCAGCAACUCACACAUCUCCUAAUUUUUGUAACAAAGAUGUUCCAGAAAUUGAUGAAUCAGUUGAAAAUUCAUUGAAAGCUUCCUUACUAAGAGAAUGUAAUGAUUGGGGAUCGAUCUGCGAAAAAUGGAAAAGAUCUUUUAACAUACGGCAAAGAGAUAUAAAAAAUUUAAGUAGCCAUACAUUUCUCCUAGAAUGGCCGAAGUUGUCCGAUGCAAGAGCUUCAGAAUUGGUCAACAUUGAUUUCGAUAUUAUGUAUCCACAGAAAGGCAAUCUUCUACUUUCUAAAUGGGACCAAUUUAAGAAAAAAAUUUACAAUUAUUAUGGGAAAAAUAUUCAUAACGAACAUUGCAAACAACUCUUCGCAAAUGUUUUGACGGCAAGCAGCAUAGAUGCUCAAGAUUAUAUAUACGCAAUACUGUUGAAUUCAGUUUUACCAUCACCUGCUAGGUUUAAAUGUGGAAACGGUAAAUUACGAAAAAAAGUAACAAUAGUCGAUUCGCAGGAAAGUUUCGUACUGCGACUACCGACAAUUAACGAUUAUAAAAGGCAAAUUGAUACUGUCACUGAAAAGUAUUACAAUGCUGGAUUAACUAUACAGCCAUUUAUAAUUGUGGAGGGUUUGUCCGAUUUCAAUAUAAAAGGUUUUUAUGUUUUUUUUAACCACAAUUUGUUAAAAUUUCAAUCGUUCCUCGAAUGUUUAGAUACAUGUUUUAAAAUUUUUCAUGCACUUUCUUUAAAAUAUCCAAAUGCCUGCCAAAUUCCAUGGAUUUUUAUCCAAAAAUAUUUUUAUGAAAUUAAUACUGUAUAUGAUAUAAAAUCAGUUAAUUUGACUUCACUUAUUAAUUUCUGCAACAAUAUUUAAAGUUCGAUUCAAAAUGUAUAUUUGCUUUCGUUGCCGUAAGCAUUUUGAUAAGGCAAAUCUUUUAAUAGCUCAUUU